Messenger RNA from Radiomyces spectabilis, 3379 nucleotides. RefSeq lists its product as uncharacterized. Bases 313 to 3246 code for a protein of 977 amino acids. Gene Ontology annotation, molecular function: tau-protein kinase activity; protein serine/threonine kinase activity; ATP binding. The transcript has 5 exons. Lineage: Eukaryota; Fungi; Mucoromycota; Mucoromycetes; Mucorales; Radiomycetaceae. Gene Ontology annotation, cellular component: cytoplasm. Gene Ontology annotation, biological process: intracellular signal transduction; protein phosphorylation; microtubule cytoskeleton organization. The record is from RefSeq and is a predicted model, not a curated record.
GCUUCAUUUUCUAUACGUUCUAAAAAAUCUUUGGUCUCUUAUUAUUCAGUGAUUCAAAACAAACAAUAGAUACCACCUAGUGUUAAUCUUUUUCGAAGUGGUUAGGUGAUGUGACAAAGUACGACAUUAAUUCCUGUAAACAAAACGACAUCCGUUUCAAGAAUGAUGUGAUAUUUCAUUGCCCGGUUUUAAAAAAAAUUAAAGUGCGACAGGUUUGACUUUUUUCUUGCGACAUGACUUUGGGCAAAAAGGCAUAUCUUGCCCAUUUUUUUUCGGUCGAGUUUUUCUGUUUCAAACUCCUUCGUUCAAUGAAUGAAUCCCCACGUUGAUGUUCAUCGACCAGGCGGCAGCAGUGUAAGCAGCGACAUGCUGGAAACCAUUACUUACUCCAGCGAAGAUUGCACACCCCGUUACGUUGAAGGUCCUGAUGGCAAUGAGAUCUUAUGUGACUCGCCUGAACCUUCGGAAUUACCAAAGUAUUCCGCACCCGAUGACCAACCUCAAGAUCCAGCCUCCACUCACCUGUCUGCUUCGCCUCCACGACGCUCCCACUCACGCCACUCCCAUACCGAACGUGCCAAACCCAGAAAACGAAUAGGCAAUUACACCCUCGUCAGUACCCUUGGAUCGGGAUCCAUGGGAAAAGUCCGUUUAGCGGUGCAUAAUAUCACCCAAGAAAAGUUGGCGGUGAAAAUCGUUCCAAAAGAACACGCUACACGAGGAAAGAAAAAAGAUAAAAACGACAAUCGUCAAAUCCGUACUAUCCGCGAAUCCAGUAUCAUGUUGCUUUUACACCAUCCUUAUAUUGUCAGCUUAAAGGAAAUGGUGAUGCUUGAUCCUUACUACUACUUAUUUAUGGAAUACGUCAACGGCGGGCAAUUGUUGGAUUACAUCAUCGCCCAUGGCAAGCUCAAAGAAAAACAUGCGCGACGGUUUGCUCGACAGAUCGUGAGUGCACUAGAUUAUUGUCAUCGUAAUUCGAUUGUGCAUAGAGAUCUCAAGAUCGAGAAUAUCCUCAUUUCGCAAUCGGGACACAUCAAAAUCAUCGAUUUUGGAUUAUCGAAUCUGUUUUCACCUCGAUCUCAAUUGAGAACGUUUUGUGGAUCGCUCUAUUUUGCCGCGCCAGAACUUUUGAAUGCCAAAGAGUACACUGGACCAGAAGUCGACGUGUGGAGUUUUGGCGUCGUGCUUUACGUGCUUGUAUGUGGUAAAGUCCCUUUUGAUGAUCAAAGCAUGCCGGCACUCCAUGAAAAAAUCAAACGAGGCGUCGUUGACUAUCCUUCCUAUCUCAGUUCAGAUUGCAAAAACUUAUUGUCACGGAUGCUGGUGACGCAACCGUCUCAUCGAGCUACGAUAUCCGAAGUCAUCAUUCAUCCUUGGAUGAAUCGAGGCUACAGCGGUCCCGUGGAUAAUCAUCUGCCUGAACGUGCGCCUUUAUCGUUACCCAUCGAUAUGGAAGUCGUGCAAGGGAUGACUGGGUUCGAGUUUGGUACGGAGGAAGAGAUCAAGCAACAACUUGAAGAGAUCAUCAUGUCAGAACAAUACCAAAACGCCGCCAAAACAUUGGCCGAACGAAGUGCGCAAGUCCACCAUCAGCAACAGCAGCAUAGCCAUCAUCACCAUCAUCAUCAUCACCAAGGCGUUCAACGCUUCGGUGCUUCUCACAGCCAUAUUUCCGGUCGAAAGACGUUUCUUCUCCCUAAUGACGACCCUCAAUCGAUUCCCGCCGCAUACCAUCCCCUUGUGUCUAUUUACUACCUCGUCAAAGAACGCAUGGAUCGUGAACGACGAGAGGGAUCCGAAUCGAUUGCCAGUGAUUCACAUCAUCCCCUCGAUGCACCUUCCUCGUCUUCUUCCUCAUCGGGUCUACGUAUGCCGACCAUUGCCAUGCCCGAAGUGGCCCACCCGAGCAACGCCAUCUUUGAUCACUCGUUAUUUGCAAAGGAAGAAGAUGGGAUGCAUGGACACCAAGGCAUGUUUGGUCGUGCCUUUGCUUCCGGCGUAGCGUACGGAAAGAAAGGGAAAACCAACAUUCGUGUCGACGAUGAAGGCCAUAUUAUUGAUGUGGAUCGAUAUCAUCGAUUUGAACACGGACUAACCCGGUUAUUUAGUCGGACGUCCCGUCACUCGGAUCCUUCGGAUGAAGAAGAUCCGCCAUCGGGGCGCCGCUCGUCGCGCGAAUCCGGGGUAUUACGACGACUCAGUCAUGCCAUGGGCCGUAACUCGAUUGACAAUGGCCGCACGCGUAACCAUACACGAAAUAAAAGCGUUACCGUUAGUUCCUCCGCUGUCACUUCACCUGUUCCGAUACCGUCCAAAUCCGAAACGCGAGGGGAAAAGCCACCGGUGGGCGACCGUUCCUACAGCACAGCGUCGGCGACGCAUCAAGGUGCGGCUUUGCCGAGUCCCACUACAAGUCAUCCCACGACGGGCGCGCCAUCCAGUGGAUUUGGUCAACGAUUCAGUAAAAUGCUUUCAAGGCGAACCACCACAGGUGAUGUCGCCGAAUCGGCCCCGCCCCACAGCAGUCACCCUCAUCGUCCCUUCCAUCCGCACUCCCUCUCCCAUCAACCACACGCACGCAACCGACUACCAGACGCCUCGACGGCGGUGAACUCCAACCCUGUGAAAGAAGGCCGCAUUGCCCUUGGCAAAGCACCGGCUCAGGAAUUACCGCUCGUGGACUCUUCCCGACGGUCCUCAGAAAUGGCCCACAAUCAUCAACAGAACUUUCCACCCACUGCGCGGGGCGCGAUUCAAACGGGAACCGCGGAUCAAGUGAUUAAACCGGUGUUUUUGAAAGGUCUCUUUUCCGUGUCGACCACAUCCACCAAGCAUCCUUCGGUGAUUCGCGCCGACUUGAUCCGAGUACUGGAACGCAUCGGCGUCAAGUGGCGCGAAAGCAAGGGCCGAUUUGAAUGCGUUCAUGUGCCUAGCAUUGAUAUGAACCGUGUCAUCAGUAGAGCCAGUUCGGGUCAAGGGGACAAUGAACGUGGUGUGAAUGGGCAUGAUACUAUGGCCGCGGUAGGUCCAGGGACCAGUCAAGGAAGCAGUGGUAGUAACGGAAGUAGCGGCAGCCAAGGGCAACCUAUCACAGUUCCCGAUCUCGUUGUUCGUUUUGAAAUUUACAUUGUCAAAGUGCCCUGGCUUCUCGGGAUGCACGGUUUACAAUUUCGCCGGAUCAGUGGCGAUAUUUGGCAGUACAAAAAUAUGUGCAGUAGAAUUCUCGCUGAACUUAAACUGUAAUCUCCUCUCCUUUUUCAACCCUUUAUGUACACUUUGUUUCCCAUAUUUUUUCGUUUUGCAUUUAUUUUUUUCUCAAGAUCUCAAUAUCAUAUACAAUAAGUACCAUCCAUACGGAUAUAUCAUAUACAUGUGG